This is a messenger RNA of Varanus komodoensis (Komodo dragon), 1631 nucleotides long. It is a transcript of the gene ASL, whose product is annotated as argininosuccinate lyase. Bases 147 to 1541 code for a protein of 464 amino acids. Gene Ontology annotation, cellular component: cytosol. NCBI's taxonomy places the organism in Eukaryota, Metazoa, Chordata, Lepidosauria, Squamata, Varanidae. Gene Ontology annotation, molecular function: argininosuccinate lyase activity. The transcript is spliced from 17 exons. The record is from RefSeq and is a predicted model, not a curated record.
CCGGCCGGCGCUUGAAAAGGGAGCCCCGGACGGCUGGGGCAGCGCAGAUCGGCCGACCGGGGCUCGGGAGGCGCAGCAGGGUUUGCAUCUUUUGCAAAACUUUCCAGAUCAGAGGAGAAAAAACCGGAAACAAGCGGUUGCUGGACAUGGCAUCGGAGGGUGACAAACUUUACGGAGGAAGGCUUGUCGGAAGCAUCGACCCCAUCAUGGAGAAGCUCAACGCUUCGAUAGAGGUUGACAUGCGCCUGGCUGAGGUGGACAUUCGCGGGAGCAUCGCUUAUGCCAAGGCCUUGGAGAAGGCCGGGAUUCUGUCCAAAACGGAAUUGGAGAAGAUCAUUGGGGGAUUAGAAAAGAUUUCGGAGGAAUCUUCCAAGGGAACCUUGGUGAUUACCAAAACGGAUGAAGACAUCCACACGACCGUUGAACGCAGACUCAAGGAACUGAUUGGUGAUGUGGCUGGGAAGCUCCACACUGGGAGAAGCAGGAAUGACCAAGUUGUGACUGACCUGAGGCUGCUGAUGAAGAGCGCUGUGACCACCCUGUCCUCUCACCUGCAGCAGCUCAUCCGGACCCUCGUGGAACGUGCUACUGCCGAGAUUGAGGUGAUCCUUCCUGGUUAUACCCACCUGCAAAGGGCUCAGCCAAUCAGAUGGAGCCACCUCUUGCUCAGCCAUGCCGUUGCUCUGACCAGGGAUUCUGAGCGCCUCAGUGAGGUGAAGAAAAGGAUCAAUGUCUUGCCUUUGGGAAGUGGGGCUCUGGCUGGCAACCCCCUCGGACUGGAUCGCGAGCUGCUCCGCAAGGAACUAGAUUUUGCUUCCAUCAGCAUCAACAGCAUCGAUGCGGUCAGCGACCGUGACUUUGUGGUGGAGUUCCUGUCCACCUCGUCCCUCAUUAUGAUCCACCUGAGCAGGCUAGCCGAAGAUCUGAUCCUCUUUGCCACCAAGGAGUUUGGGUUCAUCACUCUCUCGGAUGCGUUCUGCACCGGCAGCAGCCUCAUGCCCCAGAAGAAGAACCCGGACAGCCUCGAACUGAUCCGCAGCAAGGCCGGCCGUGUGAUCGGGAGGACCACUGGGCUUCUGGUGAUUCUCAAAGGCCUCCCCAGCGCAUACAACAAGGACCUGCAGGAAGACAAGGAGGCCGUGAUUGACGUCAUCGAUACCCUGGAUGCAGUCCUCCAGGUGGCAACGGGCGUCAUCUCCACCCUCCAGAUCAACAAGGAUGCCAUGGAAAAAGCCCUGAGCCCUGAAAUGCUGGCCACGGACCUGGCCAACUACUUGGUCCGCAAGGGGGUGCCGUUCAGAGAGGCCCACACCAUCAUCGGGAAGGCAGUCCACCUCGCUGAGAGCAAGGGGGUGGCUCUUAAUCACCUGUCCGUGGAGGACCUGAAAAGCAUCAGCCCCGUGAUGGGAAGCGACGUGUCCCAGGUGUUCAACCACCAGAACAGUGUGGAGCAGUACACCUCCCCCGGAGGGACCGCCAAGAGCAGCGUGAGCUCCCAGAUCGAGCAGGUGAAGGAGCUGCUGAAGAAGCUGAAGGAAUAAGUGUUGUGUGUGUGGAAAAAAGCUUUCCCGUGGCUGCGGGUUUCUGCUUGUCACGUUUAAUCCCGAGUUAAUAAACACUGGUGCAUUGGA